GCUUGAGCCGUGUGUGAUCCGUAUGUAUGCUGCGGUUAUAAACGUCACUUACAAAAUGUUGGGGUAAAAAAGUGCACUUGUUCGAGGAAUUUUUCUCUUCUUCUUUUUUGUGUGUUUUGUGUUAAAUUUCCACCUGUGGCAGGAUUGAAGACACCACCAACUCACUGUAAGGAAUUAAACGAAAGCUGUGGUCGAUCAAUCUCUGCAACUUGGUUUGAAGUCCGAUUGAAGUUUGGGAGAAAGUGGAGCAUUAAUUAAGCAAAACGAGGAUCGACACGCGAGUCCUUUCCCCCAAAGCCAUGAUCACUGGUACCGUGCGCUCCUCACGGUGUGCGUAAGCUGCUGUGGAGAAUCUUCACAUUAUGAGACGCCAUGGCAUGGUGUGACCGAGGGGUUCAGACUUUGCUGGCUAUUGUGGGGGCCUUCGUCGCCUUUAGCCUCAUGACCAUCGCCAUCGGCACCGACUACUGGCUUUAUUCCCGAGCCUAUAUUUGCAAUGCAACUAAUGCCACAACCGACGAAACCCAGAUGCAAACCAAGAAAGUCAAAGGGGACCUGACGCACUCCGGGCUGUGGAGGAUUUGCUGCAUCGAAGGUAUCAACAAAGGAAGCUGUUUUCGGAUCAAUCAUUUUCCAGAGGAUAACGACUACGAUACAGACAGCUCAGAGUACAUCUUACGUAUAGUUCGUGCAUCAAGCCUGUUUCCAAUUCUCAGCACCAUCCUUCUGAUGUUGGGUGGCCUGUGUGUUGGAAUUGGACGCAUCUACAGCAGCAAGAACAACAUCCUGCUCAGUGCAGGCAUCCUGUUUGUAGCUGCAGGCCUGAGCAAUAUCAUUGGCAUCAUCGUCUACAUCUCCAGCAAUGCCGGCGACCCGAGUGACAAGAAAGACGAGGACAAGAAGAACCAGUACAGCUAUGGUUGGUCUUUCUACUUCGGUGCCCUCUCCUUCAUUGUAGCAGAGUCAGUGGGCGUUCUUGCAGUCAACAUUUAUAUUGAGAAAAACAAAGAGACGCGCUCCCGAUCCAAACGUGACUUCAUCAAAACCACCUCAUCCUCUUCGCCGUACUCUCGCAUACCAAGUUACCGCUACAGGCGGAGGCGAUCGCGUUCCAGUUCCAGGUCAAGUGACCCAUCCCGUGAGCCCUCCCCAGUGGGAAUGAAGAUUGGCGGAGGAAUUGGGGGGGGACGAGGGCUGGGGCUGAAUUUGCCAGUAGGCGGUAUAUCCCUUUAUUCCCUGAGCAGGGACCCUUUGAAGGGUGGAAGUGGUACUGCAGGGCCCUACAGCCCAGAGCGGGACUCCAGGUUUUUACAAGUCCACAACUGCUUCCAGAAAGAUGUCAAGGAUGGAGGAAACAGGAGAACCACUCCAGUAUGAGGUCAGCAGUGUAUCCAACAAUAAACUUGAUGGUACACAUUCGAUGUUUACAGUUGAUGAGAAAAGGAUAUUUUCUCCCCAGGACUGUUUUUGGCAGCGGCAGCAAUGAAAGGUCCGAAUUUAGAGUUGCUUUUCUUACAUCCCUCUGUGAUAGAAAAACACCAGUAUUUCAAUGGGUGAGAGAGAAAAAUGACUUUUAAUGAUUGUGGUUGCCACAGUUUUGUAGCAAUAUUUGAAGAGUUUGGUUUUUGAAAAAUAUAAUGCUUAAAAUCUGGAAGGAAUAUUCUGCUCUUACAGAAAGAAAUGUGCCCGUCCUUGUAUUCUGUAAAGGUAGUCAUUUAUGACGUUGCCUUGAACCUUUAGUCAUGUUUUUCUUCUAGGAACUCAGAAAAGGAAUUCCUUUGAUUAAGAUGAAAAUAACCCGCCAAACUUGUUUGCAAAAGUGAUCUAUGUAACCGUUUGUUAUCAGAAUAUAAUCGUAUUGUAUUUGUUUGUACCUUAACACAAAUGGUGCUAACUCAAUCUGUACACCUUUUAUAGUUUUAAGCCUUUCAAAGCCCAUUUGAAUACUUUUAUUGUAUCUUAAUAACCUUUAUCAUGUACAUGAGUCAUGUCAUAAAUAUGUGUUGCCGUGUGUGUGUGUGUGUUCCUGUCUAGCUAUCUUUGUGAGGACCGAAAUCUGCAUUCUACUAUACUUGUGAGAACCAACAGUCACGUGAGGACACACAACCCGGUCCUCACAAGUUUGAAGGCCUUUUUGAGGCUCAAAAUGUGGUUUUAGUGUCAGGGUUACAAUUAGGUUAUGGUUAGGUUUAGGGUAAGGGUUAGGGUUAGGCAUUCAUUUUUAAUGGUUAGGGUAAGGGGCUGGGGAAAGCAUUAUGUCAAUGAAGGUCCUCACUAAGAUUGCUGAACGGGGUUGUGUGUGUGUGUGUGUGUGUGUGUGUGUGUGUGUGUGUGUGUGUGUGUGUGUGUGUGUGUGUGUGUGUGUGUUAUGGAUCUCAAACACGCCUACCACACCAUGGCGUAAUUGUGCUAUGAAUAUGGAUCUCUGUAUAUAUACUGUAUAUUAAAAGUGACAAGGCACAUAUUAAUGUCAGUACAUUCCAGUAUGCUGCGUAAUGUGUCAGUGUUUAUAGGUACAGACUGCCUGUGUAGUUUGUUCUCCAUUCGCUCAGGGACGAUGUACAGAACAAAUGAGUUCCUUACCUAAGCCAGACAGAUUGUUACAGCUGGCGUGUUUAAAGGCAUAGGUUAUAUCAUGCUCUUUGUGUUGCUGUUCUCUAACAGGACUCCUGCUUCUGCCUUUACUUUCUUUGUGUUGGGGAAAGUUUUAUGGGAGGGCUGUCUGGUACAGAGUUUUGAUCAUGCUCCAAAAAAUACACUUGCAGACAUUUGUAAUCUCAUAUUAAAGUAUUUCUGUAUUAUUACUGAUCCAUAUCAAAAUCAGCUG
Messenger RNA from Pelmatolapia mariae (spotted tilapia), 2827 nucleotides. RefSeq names its product voltage-dependent calcium channel gamma-4 subunit-like. Gene Ontology annotation, biological process: regulation of AMPA receptor activity; transmission of nerve impulse; neurotransmitter receptor internalization. The coding region runs from base 373 to 1377 and encodes 334 amino acids. The record is from RefSeq and is a predicted model, not a curated record. NCBI's taxonomy places the organism in Eukaryota, Metazoa, Chordata, Actinopteri, Cichliformes, Cichlidae. Gene Ontology annotation, molecular function: channel regulator activity; voltage-gated calcium channel activity. The transcript has 4 exons. Gene Ontology annotation, cellular component: AMPA glutamate receptor complex; voltage-gated calcium channel complex; postsynaptic density membrane.